AUGGAAAUAAGUGAGACCUCAAGAAAAAAUUAUGAACAAAAGCUAGAUUACAAAACCGAAGGAAAUGCGAGGGAGCCACUGAAAAGGAUCAAUAGAACUAGAGGAGGAUCAAGAAGAACAAGUGAGAGAAGAGAGAGCGUGACUGAUUUAGAAGCAGAGGAGACAAAAGGGUUUAUGGAUUUAGGUUUUGUUUUCACAGAGCAAGACUUGGAUUCGGAGUUGCCGGAGAUUCUUCCUGGCUUACGGACAUUUCUCCACCGGAAAGAACAGAGCAAGACAGAUUCUUCGGUGCCGAGACCAUACUUGUCGGAGGCAUGGGAAUUUCAAGGUGAUAAAUGGAGAGAAAGAACAGAGAAAGAUUCAAUGGUUAUAGAUUUGAGAAUGGCUAAGUUAUGUGGUGAGACGAACAUGAAGGAUAGUCUUAGAUGGUGGGCUCGUUCGGUAGCUUCCAGUCUCAAAUGA
Thlaspi arvense is the source of this 462-nucleotide messenger RNA. The record is from the annotation of a GenBank genome assembly. Lineage: Eukaryota; Viridiplantae; Streptophyta; Magnoliopsida; Brassicales; Brassicaceae.